UUCCAGAAUCGAACUAAUGGCGGCGUUAUGAUUAGUGAUGCAUCCCGAGAGCCGCUACGUGAUCAUCAGAACAUAAACAAGGUAAUUUCUUCAGGUUUAAGUACAGAAAGAAGAAUGUCUAAACCUUUUCACUUUAAGGAUCUGAAGUAUCCAAUGCUGAACAACUUUGGCAGCAAGCAGUUCCCCAGACAAACUGAGAAUAUAAGUCAGACUGCCAGAAAAGUUACGAGUACUUAUCCACAGCAGCUGUCUGCAGGAUCAAAUUCUGAAGUGAAACAAGUUCCAAUGUACAAAAAGGAAGAUUUGUUUAAAGAGGAUCGUGAGCUAUGUUUUGAGGAAGUAAGAGCUCGGAUCUAUUUCAAGAAGUAUGAGAUGAAAAAGAAGAUGACGCUAUGGGAGCAAGAGCAGCAGGAAUAUUUGAAGCUGAGGGAACAGCAGCUUCUAAAAGAGAGGGCUUUGCAGCAAGAAAUGAUUAACCUUAAUACAAGGAUAAAGUUGACAGAACAAAUACAGUCAUCUAAUUCUCAAAAUCAGCAGCUUUGUCAGGUACAGCAAAGUUCUUUAGUAUGCUUGAAUGGUUCUCGCAGGGUAUCCCAUGCUUUACCUGACUCAGUGCAACAUGUGCUUGUAAGUGCCACUACGCUUUUAAAAACUACAGAUACAAAACAAGAUCGGCUUCUAACUUCCAGUUUUAUGCCUGGGACUGAAGUAAGUACAUCUCAUGAUGGAGCUAAUGUUAAGCAUUAUGGAGGAAUCACUACAGCUUCAAAGGUUCAAGCUGAAGAAAAGGGAAGAGAUUGUGGUUUGGAAUAUGGAGUUAACAGCGAUGUACACACUAAUCAAGUUAAGCAUUUCAGCGAGGUUGUUGCAGCUCCAGACUCCAGUCAGCCGCCAGUGCCCUCAACUCAUCUUCACCAUAGUAUUCUGGAAAGAUCUGCAGAUGAGACGCAUUCUUUGAAGACUGUGAAAGGUUCAGGGGUAAAAGAUGGUAAAGAAGCUUUUACUGUUGGAAAUUCUUCAGGCUGUUUUGGGAAUAUCUCCCAUAACACUCCAAAUGCUUCCUUUGGGCUGGUACAAGCCACACCUUCUAAAAUACAGCCUUCACCCACUGUUAAUACGAAAGAGGCUCUAGGAUUCAUUUUGGGUCAUUUUCAGUUCCCAGUUAUCCAUACUGCUGAAGAUGAUACUUGCAAAGAUGACCAACCAAGUGAUCCAGACUUUGAAGCAUUUUGCAAGAUCAGCCGAGAUGAUGACGAAACUGAUUGUUUUGAACCUAAGAAUGUAUUACCAUCCUGUACCCCAUUUUCUGUCUUUGAAGAUGAUCCUUAUAGUAAACCAAGCGCUGGUAUUCUGGGAAGUCUAAAUACUAAACUAAUGGAAGAAAAAUCCACUGGAAAGCAUCCUGCAGGUCUUGCUUGUAAGCCAUAUGAGGAAGGGCAAACCGACUUUUUGGUAGACGACUGUACUGUGUGGGCUGCACGAUGUAGUAAAACUCAAGUACUCAGCCCCAACAGUACAAGGGACUUUUCCUUUGCUGCUCACUGUGUAUCUACACCAUUUCAUGGAACUCAACAAUCAUGCCAAGUUACUGAUGACAAAGAAAAUGCAGUAGUUGGCAGUGGAUGGAGUACUGGUUUUGACCAUGAAGAAAAUAUUGUGCAGAUGCACAAAAUUAGAAAACUAAGCCCAAUACAGGAGAAGAGUCCAGAACCUGAGGCAUCACCUCCAGCGUUGUCUUCUGUGGUCCCGAACUGUGAAGCUAACAAAGUAGCAGAUGAUGAGAACUUGUCCAUAAACAAGCAGAUUCAGAUAACUGAGCAGAAUUUGGCUAGCUGCAAAAUAUCUGAUCCAGAAGACUUGCCCUGUCAACUACAGUCUACACAGCAGCUUCCUGUUGUCAAACAGGAGUUGUCAAGUGUCCCUGUAAAUAAUGAAUGUGCACAGCAGAUCAAAACUACGCAGGGAGAAACCAAGAAAGAAGUUAUAGUGCCUGAUCCAUGGGACACAGAACUGAUUACAAAGUUGCUUUCUGGCUUACCCAUGCCUCUGACAUCCUAUGCAGGGUGUUGUACCUGGAAAUCCAAUCUGCCAGCUGUAAGACCAAAGAGCUGUGUUACACUUGGUAACGUUUCUUACCAAGUUGAUUAUUUGCUUGGCGAAGGGGCCUUUGCACAAGUCUUUCAUGCGUCCGUUCUUGAUAUGAAUGAUAUAAAAAAUUGCCAGAAAGUAAUGCUUAAGGUCCAAAAGCCAGCCAGUCCUUGGGAAUUUUAUACUGGCUCAGAGCUGACAAAAAGACUUGAUCCUGAAGUUCGCCAUCUUUUUAUCAGUUUUUACUCGGCCCAUUUCUUUGAAAAUGGAAGUAUUUUAGUUGGGGAGCUUUACAACUAUGGGACAUUGCUGAAUGCUGUUAACCUGUAUAAAAACCUAACUGAAAAGGUGAUGCCCCAACCACUUGUAUUGUUCUUUGCCAUUCACAUUCUCCGCAUGGUAGAAGAGCUUCACAAUGUUGGAAUCAUCCAUGGAGACAUUAAACCAGAUAAUUUCAUAUUAGGAAACAGGUUUGUGGAGAGUGAUUCUUUCACAGUAAAUGAUCUGUCACAUGGCUUGUCACUAAUUGAUUUGGGACAAAGCAUAGACAUGAAACUUUUCCCAGAGGGAACUGCAUUUACAGCCAAAUGUGAAACUUCUGAUUUUCAGUGUGUUGAAAUGCUGUCUCAAAAGCCAUGGAACUACCAGACGGACUAUUUUGGUAUCGCUGGAACCAUUUACUGCUUGCUUUUUGGGAAUUACAUGAAAGUCAAGAAUGAAAAUGGACUCUGGAAAAUCAAUGCAGUUUAUAAAAGGGGCUCCCAUACUGAUAUGUGGAAUGACUUCUUCCAUACUUUAUUGAAUGUACCAGGAUGUCAAACUCUACCUUCUGUGGGAGCUUUGCGUGAAAGGUUAACUGCUGUCUUCCAGGAUAACUAUUGCAACAAGAUAAAGUCCCUCUGCAAAAGACUUAUUGUCUUGUUACUGGAAAACAAACGUUCGCGUAAAUAAAUAUUACUGACUUUAGUACAAACUUCAGAUGUCUAAUUUCUGAAAUCUCAUAAGUUCAAUUCGGGUGGAAUGAAAGUUUGUGAAUAAAUCGCACUUUUGUCUUUUCACACAAACUCGUAAAUUCAGUUUUAUUUUUUUAAUAACCAGUAGUAAUAGUAUCAAAUCGCAUUUUGGCCAGUGUGAAUUGAGACGUGGCACACUAAAUCGAUUAAAGCCAGAAGAUGCUUGCAUUACAAAACCAGCUUACAUCAUUUUUACCCUUGUGAUUGACAUUACAUGAGAAGUCAGUGGUCAGAUGAACUGAAAAUGGAAUGCCAUGUAUUUUUGCCUCUGUGAUGGUGCUGAACUCACCUUAAUUUGUGUGUUGUUGAGGAAACUUACUGUGCACAGGUCCUGAACUUGUCUUGUGGCUAAGCAGAACUUAAUUUUCAAGUAUUUUCCAGUCUUUUACCUUUUCAUGGAUAAAUUGCUACAAGUAUUAAUGUUUCCUUCAAUUAAUAUUUAAAUAGUACAAAAAAAAAUCUCGAUUUACAAGUAGUCAAUGUUUUAAAAUAAAGGCCUGAUGAAAAUUGUGCCACA
Molecule: messenger RNA, 3618 nt
Organism: Protopterus annectens (West African lungfish)
Lineage: Eukaryota; Metazoa; Chordata; Ceratodontiformes; Protopteridae
Gene: BUB1
Product: BUB1 mitotic checkpoint serine/threonine kinase
Exons: 21
Coding region: 28-3039 (1003 amino acids)
Biological process (GO): protein phosphorylation; meiotic sister chromatid cohesion, centromeric; mitotic spindle assembly checkpoint signaling
Molecular function (GO): protein kinase activity; ATP binding
Source: RefSeq, a predicted model, not a curated record